Anopheles coustani is the source of this 5921-nucleotide messenger RNA. RefSeq names its product ring canal kelch homolog (gene kel). Gene Ontology annotation, molecular function: protein binding. The record is from RefSeq and is a predicted model, not a curated record. Lineage: Eukaryota; Metazoa; Arthropoda; Insecta; Diptera; Culicidae. The transcript is spliced from 6 exons.
ACAACAUUGCGGUUAAGUUUUGUAAGCUUGGAAAAACAGUGCCAGAGGAAGGAACCAGCAUCGGUGUAUGCUAUCUUUCAUACAGUACACGUUAGGAAUUAUGAGCAGCCUGGGCAACGGAAACCAGCAAAACAAUAUGAACAGCAACACAGGAAGUAGCCAAAACUCGGCUGCGGAGGGCACAAUGGAACGCGGCAGCUGCAUCCUGGUGCGUUACGCAAGCCAAAACUCGCUGGACGAAAGCUCCCAGAAGCAGAUACCGCGCACAAAUGGAAGGGAAAAGACGACCGGAGCGUACCGCAACAACAUCCACACGCAGCGGUCGUUCGAGGCCAUGAACAUGAUGCGAGAGCAAAACCUCCUCUGCGACGUGGUGCUGGUGGCGGAUGGCAUCGAAAUUCCUGCCCACAAGAUGGUGCUCGCUUCGUGCAGCCCGUACUUUUACGCCAUGUUUACCGGGUUCGAGGAGAGCCGCCAGGAUCGCAUCACUCUUCAAGGCGUUGAUCCGCGCGCCCUGCAGCUUCUGAUCGAGUACGUGUACACGGCCGUGGUGGAGGUGACGGAAGAGAACGUACAGAUACUGCUGACCGCCGCCAACCUGCUACAGCUUACUGACGUCCGGGAUGCGUGCUGUGACUAUCUGCAGACUCAGCUCGAUCCUAGCAACUGCCUAGGCAUCCGCGACUUUGCCGACAUUCAUGGGUGUAUCGAUCUGCUGAAUUAUGCCGAGACGUACAUCGAACAGCAUUUUUCGGAGGUGGUUCAGUUUGAUGAAUUUUUGAAUCUCACCAGCGACCAAGUGGUACACCUUAUACGAAGCGAUCGCUUAUCAGUCCCAACGGAAGAGAAGGUUUAUGAAUGUGUCAUCACGUGGAUUCAGUACGAUGUCGAUGGUAGGCAGCACAACCUUGCCGAACUGAUGGGGCACGUACGGUUGCCGCUGCUUUCCCAGGACUAUCUGGUGCAGCGUGUCGAGAAGGAACAUCUCAUGAAGGACGAUCUGCAGUGCAAGGAUUACAUUAUCGAAGCGCUUAAAUAUCAUCUACUCAAGGGGGAGCAGAAAACCUCCUUUAAAACACCCCGAACGAUCCCCCGGCAACCGGUUGGUCUGCCGAAAGUGCUCCUCGUCAUCGGAGGUCAAGCGCCGAAAGCUAUUCGCUCCGUCGAAUGCUACGAUCUGCGGGAGGAAAAGUGGUACCAGGUGGCGGAAAUGCCAACGCGCCGCUGCCGGGCCGGAUUGGCCGUCCUGGGCGACAAGGUGUACGCGGUCGGAGGGUUCAAUGGGUCGCUGCGGGUGAAGACGGUCGAUGUGUACGAUCCCGUGCUCGAUCAGUGGACCACGAGCCAAAGCAUGGAGGCACGCCGUUCGACGCUCGGUGUCGCGGUGCUGAACAGCUGCAUUUACGCCGUCGGCGGGUUCGAUGGCUCGACCGGACUGAGCUCGGCGGAAAUGUACGAUCCGAAGCGACAAGAGUGGCGUAUGAUCGCAGCGAUGUCCACCAGGCGUAGCUCGGUGGGCGUCGGGGUCGUGAAUGGUUUAUUGUACGCAGUCGGUGGAUACGAUGGCGCAUCGAGACAGUGCUUGGCCUCGGUGGAACGGUACAAUCCGGCGACGGACACAUGGACGCAGAUCGCUGAAAUGUCCGCCCGACGCAGUGGCGCCGGAGUGGGAGUGCUCGAUAACAUCCUUUAUGCCGUCGGAGGGCAUGAUGGUCCGUUGGUGCGCAAAUCGGUCGAGGCGUACGAUCCCGUUACGAACAAAUGGCGUCCGGUUGGGUUUAUGACGUUCUGUCGACGUAACGCCGGGGUCGUCGCACACAAUGGCAUGCUGUACGUGGUCGGUGGAGACGAUGGGCUGUCCAACCUGGCGUCGGUGGAAGUGUACAGCCCGGAAACGGAUAGCUGGCGCAUCUUGCCAUCCUCGAUGAGCAUCGGCCGCAGCUAUGCCGGUGUGGCCAUGAUAGAUAAGCCCUUGUGAAGCGAGCAGCAGGGCGCACGGGCCGCCACAACACAACACUCCUCGCUUCCCAUGCAUCCCCAUCCUUCCUAUUCCCGGUACGCAAACUGUUCGGUGGCGCAGAAUGUCCCGUUGGAAGCCUCCGGCCAACCAUCGACAGCAGCAGCAGCAGCAUCAGUUGGAAAUGAUGAUGAAAACAGUCAAGCCGAGGGUCUUAACGAAGGUCCCGGUGGUAACAACGGUAAUCAAGCACAUGGCAACAAUGUACACUACGAAAACAUUUACGAAUCGAUCGAACAGUUUGCUCCGAUGAAUGGUGGUGCCGCUGGAGGCAACGUUGUGGCUCCCGUGGGUGUCCCUGCGGUGUCAAAUCAGCAACAAAUGAGCGCAGCAUCCAAUCAACCCCAACCGGGUCCGUCGGGGCUCUCCGGACAAACACAUCGGCCGAUAAAUGGAGCAGGUUCAGCUGGAGGGUCCAACGGAGGAGGAGCAAUGCCUCCGCCGCCUCCCAGUAUGCUCCACAGCAUGCAACAACUUUACCAUCCGAUGGCGUACCGGAACGAGCUUUAUGAUCGCACCGCAGGUUAUGAUGUACCGCGGGGUCGUACGUACCAGAGUCAACCCAUUGCAUCCGGAGCUCGCUACGCAAAUCUACACCUCGAUCUAAACCGACCACCUCGUUAUCCAACGGGGUCUUUAAAUCCGCAGCAACAGCAGCAACGAACUCCCAGAAAGCGAAGCUUCGACGACACGGAAUCCGCCUACCAGUACUAUCGCUGUCAGAACCUACCGAACGGGUCGGCCAAAUACGAUAAUCUCUACGAACGGGUUCGGGAGGAACCGGCGUAUCAAAACACGGGCUCGUUUGCACAGGCCGCCAGCUCUGCCCCGAAUCGGAGCGGUCUUUUCGGCCGGUUUGACGUCAUCGGACACGGUGUGGGUCGUAUCGAGCGGCAUUUGAGUUCGUCCUGUGGUAACAUCGAUCAUUAUAGUCUCGGAGGGCAUUACGCUGUGCUGGGACACAGUCAUCUGGGCACGAUGGGCCACAUUAGGCUCAGUCAGUCCAAUGGUACUGCAGGAGCGGGCGGGUCAACUGCCAAUGGAGGGAAUGGAAACCCUUAUGCUAGUGCCCCGAAUCAACCAAACCACGGGGUGUCGAAGGAUUCCUCUUCAGCAGUCAAUGUGAAGAGUUUCUUCAGCUGCCUGGGAGGGGAAAAUUCACAAUCGAUGAACAAUCUGAACAAACCAGGAUCUUCGUCUACGAAUGGUUCGACGAGCGGCUCGUCGAUGUCGAACGGAAAUGGAUCCGGAGAAGGAACGGGAGCCACCGGUAGCGGACAGGGAAGUAGCAUUAUCGGUGGCUUGGCGAGUGCUGCAGCUGUCGGGUCAUCCGGUGCUUCGAGCAAUGGCGCAAUAUCUAAGUCCACCGGAACCAUUCCGAAGAUCAGCAAGAAGCUGAAGCAAUCACAGCAGCAACAGUGCAAUGAAUCAAUGGCAGGUCCACCAUCAGCCGGCCCUGUGGGUCCACUGGCGCCGGCAGGAGAUAUUGCGGCCUCGGGGGAGCUCGGCCCUUGCGGUAGUCGCGUUACCAAACCUUCGCUGCAGUGGUUGCUAGUAAACAAAUGGCUCCCGCUGUGGGUCGGUCAGACGCCACCGGACUACAAGUUUAUUGAUUUUAAUUUCAUGUUCUCCCGAAACUGCGACGGAUGCGCGUCGGCCGGUGGUUCGCACGCCCAGCAGGAACUGGUGCGCUACGGAACGCUCGAGCAGCAGGCAGACUACAUUCCACCGGCACGAGAGUACCCGACGAUGACGGGUAGUUAUCCGAGGGUGCUGAGAAACACUCCUCAGCUGGCCAGGUUGCGCGAGCACGAGUACGAAAACGUGCCGUUGAAUGAUUCCCCAUCGACGAUGGCGGGAUCUUCUACGGGCGCCGCAGGCCGUUCCGCUUCACUGCGUACCGCUUCAUCGCUCGCGACGGCACGACCGGUUCAUUCGGAUAGUGCCGGGCGGGUUGGGUCGUUGCGAAGAGCCGAAGAUAAACGGGCUCCGGUAACGGCAGCUGGAGGGGAUCCGUUCCGCACGUGGUCUUUCAACUUCGAGAACAACACAUUCCGUCCGGCUCGGAAUACACUUCCGACCGGUGGUAGCGCAGCUGUUGCUGCGUUCGGUAAGUCACGUGAUGUGCGCCGUAUUACCGAUGGAACGUUUACCGCUCGCGACCUGCAGCCGGACGGGGAAAAACCUGGUCCCAGUGGGUUACAGUUUGGUGCCGCCGGAAAGCCAGUAUCGCGAGAGACCCCGAAACAGACAGACACUUCCGAUGGAAGGCUCUCGUCUGCCUCGACCUCGUCGGAUUCGGAUAACUUUGCAAUUGAAUCACUCGCUGUCGAGUCGGUGGCGGAUGGACAAACGGUGGUGUUGGAGCCCGAGGAGGACAGUAGCCGGUCGGGAGAUUUUCGUCCAUCGGAGGAUAGCCCUGGCGAGGAGGAGGAGGGUGCGGUCGGGGGUGUCGAAUCGAAGGGCAAAGAGCGUGGUUCAUCGGCCUCGAACGAUUCGCUGGAGUCGCUUACCUACGAACCGGAACCGGCGGAGGCAGCCGAUCGGAGCCUAUCGGAGGAUGAACUUGACGGGGCUGCGCGAGUGGAAGGCAGUUCCCCCGCCGGUGGGGGUGACGCAGCAAAACCCCAGGCCGAACAGGAAGAGAAGUUGUCCGAGUAAUAACAUGACAUCGAUAGUUAGUUCUUAUUCGUUUUAGUCAUUCUAAUAAGUGUAGUAAGCAUGGGUAGGCCUAAAUUUUAAACUCUUCUUGUGAUCAAAACCACCUAAAACAAAAGAAAAAGAAAAACGGACACAUGUCGUGUCUCAAUGAGGCUCUAAAUUUGCAACCGAUUUCCGUCUGAAAUAUCGCUCAAUAUUUAUUGUUUCCCGUUUUUCUAUCCUUCAUGAAAAUUAGCUUUUUUUUAUUUAUUCGUGUUCUGUUAAUUUUUCGUUUCGUUAUACUGCUUUUUUUAUUUAACUUCAAUUAUACAUCCUUACUGUUACUGUUAGAAAAUCUUAAUCAAUAAUCGGGUAUGGUUAGCGAUGAGCAAAGAGAAAGGAAACAUAUUUAAUCUACGAUUGUUCAUCAGGAAGGGUAUCCAAAAUUAAUGAUCAAUUUGAGUGAGAAUAUGAUGGACCGCAGCAUAAGCGCGUAUGUAUCGGUUGAAGUUGCGUGAAAGAGCUGACCGGAAAGCGUAGAGUUAUGGUGAUGAAUUUUAAAACACAUAUAUAUAUAUAUAUAUAUAGAUACUGUAUAGUCAAUAAUUCCAUUGUGGGGGCAUUUAACGUACGAUCGAACAUUGUAGCGACUAAGCAUUUCCAUCUGUUCCAGCUGCGCUGUGCCCUCGUCGUUUCUCGAGCGUUUAUUGUUGGAGUCAAGCUGGCGUUAAUGUUAGUUUUUGGACGAGGGACAGAAAAUAGUUUUAAUAUUGCGCACGAUGGUUAAGUAGAAACAACAAAAAACAUGAAACAAAGUAAAACCUCUCAUUCCCGAAACUGUAUUGUAGUGCAGAUACAAAAGCAAAGUAUAAUAAUUAUAAUAAGAAGUAUAAAAGCGGUAGACGCACAAAAAAGAACAGAAAUUGAACACACAAAGCAUAUUAUUAAACACACAUAGACAAACAUUUUGGAUGCUGGAUAACGGAGACGCAAAACAGACGUAAAAACAUAAAUGUUCGGUAUUUUACUAGCAAACAUAGCGGCUCUUUCUGGUUACUACCAAUUCUUAUAUUUACACUCCUUUUGCAAUAGCUAUGGACGGCCGUACAGGGAUAUCGUUGUGACGGCGAGCAAAACGGAAGGUGACAGCAAAAGCUGGAUAAAUAUCUCGCCAGAUAGAACUUAUUCAUUCGAUCUGCAUUUCAUAUAUCUGUAGGAAGUUGAGAUGUAUCGUCAUCAUUACAAUAAACGUGAAAUGUGAUUU